Messenger RNA from Aspergillus brunneoviolaceus CBS 621.78, 648 nucleotides. RefSeq lists its product as uncharacterized. NCBI's taxonomy places the organism in Eukaryota, Fungi, Ascomycota, Eurotiomycetes, Eurotiales, Aspergillaceae. The annotation marks the transcript as partial. The record is from RefSeq and is a predicted model, not a curated record. The transcript has a single exon.
AUGUCCAAGCCCAUCCUCAUCGUGGACUCACACAUCCACCUAUUCCCCGAAUCCCACCUACCGACCUUGGCCUGGCACGGGCCCCAAAACCCACUGGGCGCUCAGCACUCGGUCAUCGAGUACCGCCAGGCGACUGCCUCUGCCUCCGCGAUCGCGACCAGCCCGAGCGCCGCCCGCGGCGCAGCGCCCUAUCUCCGGGGCUUCAUCUUCCUAGAGACCGACCGCAUCUCCUCGGUGGAGGAAGACUCGGAGAACCGCGGCUGGUCCCACGCGCUGGACGAGGUCUCCCUCCUGACGCGGAUCAUCGCGGGCGACCCCGUGCCCGGGGAGGGCCAUACGGCGGCGGAUCGCCAUCUGUGUCUUGGGUUGGUGCCGUGGGCGCCGGUGCCCGGGGGUCCCGGGGUGUUGGAGAGGUAUAUGGGGCUGGUGCGGGAGCGGACGGGGGAUGCUCUGUUCCACAAAGUCUGCGGGGUUCGGUAUCUGGUUCAGGAUAAGCCCGCCGGGGUGAUGGUGCAGGCGGGGUUCGUGGAGGGGUUGCGAUGGCUGGGGCGACAGGGGCUGGCGUUCGAUCUGGGGGUCGAUGCGAGGCAAGGCGGGAUGUGGCAGUUGAGGGAGGCGGCGGAGAUGUUGAGGUUGGUGUUUCGGGAU